Aspergillus pseudotamarii is the source of this 1422-nucleotide messenger RNA. RefSeq lists its product as uncharacterized. Bases 1 to 1422 code for a protein of 473 amino acids. The transcript is spliced from 7 exons. Lineage: Eukaryota; Fungi; Ascomycota; Eurotiomycetes; Eurotiales; Aspergillaceae. The record is from RefSeq and is a predicted model, not a curated record.
AUGAACUAUUUUAUUAGAGAUCGUUCAGAGGAAGAUACCCGCACCUUUACAAUAACGAUUACUCCUCACUUUGACGCCGAAGGCGCACAUCCCCUAUCCAUGCAGCAAAUCCUCUCUAACCCAAGCUGCGCAGCCCACCAACCUCUUUUCAUUUUUGAGACAAAAUUCGGAAAUCUCCCCGCUCAUCCAUUCCCCGAGAACAUGGUAGGGGCAUAUGACGAAGCCAGUGACUCCCCAGACGAAGAAUCGCGCGUGAACCGCAAUACCGCCGGAGAUGUCACUUUGCAAUUUCACCGCCCACGCGUCGACAUGCGUCGUGAUCAAGGCGGCGUCUGUUCCGACGGAAGAUGGCUCCUACCACGACCGGCAGUCGAACGUGAGGAUUGCAAUAUCGUCGAGUGGGAUCUCGCACAGGCUCCGGAAGGAACGCGCGCCGUAUGGUCGUACGGCGAGGGCCCUGGACCGGUGACCAAGGAAGGGAAACUGGAUGUCGUUUCGAAUUCGGUCUUUAUGGUUGGGCCGAUAAACAAAUUGCCGGAGAAUUUACAGCGGCUGAAUCAGUAUAAUCUUUCGUUGUUUCCGAAAUUGGCUGGUGUGUUCCAGCGGAAAGAUGCUUCGUACCGCGCGUUUCUUCGGAAUACUGUUAGAGGGUUUGGUGGAAGCUUGUGUCUAGAGAGUUAUGUGCUUGAAUAUGACGGGAUGGGUUGGAAGGAGACGGAUGAGGAUUUGGUUUCUCUUUUUUCUCAUGAGAUGAUACAUAGCUUCUCCCUUAUGAAUCCGGAGGCGGCUGGGUAUGAUAAUGGAUGGUAUAUUGAAGGGGUUGCUGAGUUUUACUCGAUAUUCCUUCCUUAUCGAUUCGGUCUUCGCGGAUUAGAUUUUCUGCGGAACAGACUACACACAGUCUUGCUCGAAUAUGGAACAAGCCCGCGAAUUGAGAUGGAUGCAAUUGAUGCUCAGCACGAGUUUCUACAAUGCCUGAUUGAUAGUUUUCUGAGGAGGGUGACUGGUCAAUUUGGAUUCGACCAGAAUAGCCCUUUGGAUGACAUAAUUGUCGAUAUGGGCAAACGCUUGCAUCGUGGGAAGCAGGUUUGGGCAAGCGACUGGUUGGAGUAUUUGCGUGCAUUCCUAGGAGAAGAUAUGGAUGUCUCUGAGGAUUUUUGGAGUCUGCUGAGAGGUCAGGUGCGAGAUCUGCGCGCUGUAGUGGCAAUAAACAAAUACUGGUCUUUGUCGUCAUCGAUGCAGGAGAUUCUAGAAACUGGCUUUGACAAGUCGAGCAACAGUACACGCAUAGUUGCUGGAGUUCUGGAGGAUGGAGAUCACAUUGCGACUUCGUCGCGUAUAGGUCUAUGUGAUUCAUCUCUAUCCGCGUACUAUGAGCUGGUGAUUGAGCGGGCUGGUGAGAGAAUCCAGAUCUCCUACUGA